AUGUGCGAGUCGUGUAUUGACCGACUUUUCUCGCUCGGCCCAGCCGCGUGUCCGGUGUGUGGCCAAAUCGUGCGCAAGCAGCAAUUCAGUGCGCAGAUCUUUGAAGAUUUGAGCGUUGAGGAAGAGGUCAACGUGCGCAAGCGCGUAGCCAAACUCUUUACACGCAAAGCUGAGGACUUUCCGAGCCUGCGCGCGUACAAUGACUACUUGGAAGAGUUCGAAGAGCUGACGUUCAACCUCGUGCACAAGAUCGACAUGGAGCAUACGCAGGCGCGUCUCGCACAGUACGAGGCACUGCAUCGCUCAGCGAUUGCUCAGCAGCAGCAGCAGCAUGAGCAGGACUCGCUGCGCCAGGCUCAGCUGGACGACGCGGAGCGCCAGGAGCGCAUGCUUCGCGCGCAAAAGGUGCGCGAAGAGCAGGAGCGUGAGGCCGCGGAGCGUGACGCGGAGGAGCGCGAAAUGGUGCGCGAGCUCGAGCAGGGCCGCAACAUUGAUGACGUACUGGCCGAGCGCGAGCGCAAGCGCGAGGAACGGGCCCUCGCGUCGCAGCGCCGCGAGCAAGAAGAGCAGCGGCGACAGCAGCAGUUUGAGGCGCGCCUGCGCGCGGCGCCUGCCGCACAGCGCACCAAGCUGAGCGCCGCCGAGACAGAAUAUAUCCGUGCCGUGGCGCAAUCUGACUUUUCGGGUCCGUUCGCGACGCUCCAUGACGGCUCGGACCUCGCGCAGGCGCGGGCGGCGCCCGCGUCGCUGGGCGGACUCGGCACAGGUGAUGGCUAUGUGGAUCCGUGGCUCAAGCCUGAGUGGGCCUCGCGCACCGCGGCGGCGCAGUACCGUGCGGGCGGCUAUGACUGGCAGCACCAGGUGUGGCAGCGGGGGCUCAACGCCGUGUGCAAUGGCCUGACACUUUCUCCCUUGUAG
Malassezia sympodialis ATCC 42132 is the source of this 918-nucleotide messenger RNA. RefSeq lists its product as uncharacterized. The record is from RefSeq and is a predicted model, not a curated record. Gene Ontology annotation, biological process: positive regulation of cyclin-dependent protein serine/threonine kinase activity; regulation of transcription by RNA polymerase II; nucleotide-excision repair. Lineage: Eukaryota; Fungi; Basidiomycota; Malasseziomycetes; Malasseziales; Malasseziaceae. Gene Ontology annotation, cellular component: transcription factor TFIIH holo complex. Gene Ontology annotation, molecular function: cyclin-dependent protein serine/threonine kinase activator activity.